Lucilia sericata (common green bottle fly) is the source of this 1113-nucleotide messenger RNA. Its product is annotated as transcriptional adapter 1-like. The transcript has 2 exons. Lineage: Eukaryota; Metazoa; Arthropoda; Insecta; Diptera; Calliphoridae. Gene Ontology annotation, biological process: regulation of transcription by RNA polymerase II. The record is from RefSeq and is a predicted model, not a curated record. Gene Ontology annotation, cellular component: SAGA complex. Bases 99 to 1061 code for a protein of 320 amino acids. Gene Ontology annotation, molecular function: transcription coactivator activity.
CUUUGUUAAUAUUUGUUGGCGCAGGUCUCUGUGCACAACCUAUAAAUUCGGCAUACCUAUUUAUAUUUUUUGUUAAAAAAAGAAUUAAGUAAAUAAAAAUGAAUGAUUUAAGUGAUAAAGUUGUUAUUGCGAAAAAUGCUUUAAUGUCGGCUCUAGGCGAUAAUGGUCAGAAAUAUUUAACUAAUAUGAAGCUUUGGUUCAGGCACAAAUGGUCUAAAGAACAGUUCGAUUAUGAAUCUCGAAAAUUUUUAUCUCCAGACAAAAUGCACUUGCACAAUCAAUUUCUUAUUGCAAUACUUAAUAAAAUAGACGCUUUCCAAAUGCCGCAGGAACCAAGCCCUACAAGUGGUGGCGGUCUUUCAAUAGGAGUUUCUGGUGCAACCUUGGGCACGACUAAUAGUAGUGGGAGCCGUAAAACCAAAAGAAAAAAAAGUUCUCGGGUAUCUAGUGAUAGAGUCACAUUUGAACCGUAUGAUUUCCUGGAUUUUAUUAUGGAAGACACAAUGAAAUUAAUACGGCCCGCGACAGGAACCGAAGCAAAUGUACAGAUUCUGCCAACCCAACGAUAUUGUGUUCAAGAGUUAUUUCUACCAGAUGCUGGAUUUAUUUUAGGCCGUUUUCUUAUUGGAGCAUGGGAAUCUGGUCUAGUCAAUGUAGAAGACAAUGUCGCAGAAUAUGUUGCAAUGGCAGUGCAAGUACUGCUAAAAAAUCUUAUAUCUGCAGUCAUUAUGAAAAAAGAACAUUAUAAAGUAACUGGAGAAGGCUCGUUCUACUACGAUGUUGGAGCAUCACUUAAAGAUCCGGCAGUACGUAACACUGUUACACGCCAAAAACAAGAUGACGGACCUUUAGAGCUAGAUAAAGAGAUAACAUCACCAAAUUUUAUGCGUAGAUCUAAUGAUGAUGUUACCUUUCUCUCCGCCUGUGAAGAAAUAUAUCCCAAAAAUAUGAAAGAAAUUACUCUUACAGAUUGCCAAAGGGCAUUUUCAGAUCGCAAUUUAAUACCCUCACAUUCAGUUUACGCAAUAAAUAUGGAAAGAUUAACACAAAUGAUGCACUAAAAUAUAUUUUUAUUGUUCAUUUUAUUAAAUAUGAAACAAAAUAUUAACAAUA